AUGUACCAGGUCCAGGGGGUAAACCAGAAGAUUACCCCUCUCCAGCACACCGCCGAGUAUUAUCGACGGAACCCUCUGGUGAUAGAAUAUCAAGGCAUUCGUCUAAGCAGAAUCUUCGAGGCGCGCCGGAUCUUUUCCCACCGAGGAGUUCUGAAGGUAGGAUAUGAUUUGGUUUCGGUCCUGGAGUCUUUGCACAGCAAAUCACUGGUUCACGGAGACAUCGGGCCGGCGAAUGUGGUGAUUGGGGCCAAGGGCAAUGGCUGGCUCUAUCUCCUUGACUAUGGCUUAGCAUCUUUUUAUCGUGACCCAGAAUCCCUACACCAUUAUCCACAAGUGCCCCUCUUCGACAGAGGGGGGACAUCCUGCUUUGCGAGUUUGGAUCGCCACAGGGCCCUGAGUCUUUCGCGCCGGGACGAUAUGCAGUCGUUAGGAUACAUGCUUGCCUGGCUCUCCUGUUAUGGCUCUCUACCAUGGCAGGACGUUCGGGCUCGGACGACCCAGGAGAUGUUCCACGUGACCUACCAAAUGAAACGCGUGGCGUCCAGCAAUCCAAAUUUUUUCCUUCUGUGGCCAUUGCCUCCGGGGCUGCGAGAAUUCUUUCGGCUCGCAUUUUCGUUGUCAUUCUCGGAUAAGCCGGACUAUGAUGCAAUGCGCAGAGCCCUCCAGCUGCGAUAG
Molecule: messenger RNA, 675 nt
Organism: Penicillium alfredii
Lineage: Eukaryota; Fungi; Ascomycota; Eurotiomycetes; Eurotiales; Aspergillaceae
Exons: 1
Coding region: 1-675 (224 amino acids)
Biological process (GO): protein phosphorylation
Molecular function (GO): ATP binding; protein kinase activity
Source: RefSeq, a predicted model, not a curated record